AUGUCACCCCACAAACCGUGUUCUGAUUCGUUGCUUAUACUGGCAAAUCAGGCCAUAACCCCUUCAAAUCAACAAUACAAUUCAGCUACCAUUAAUAAUAUAAUCGAAUUGAUCAACAAGGACCCAGGUGGAGCAUCUGUUUCUUUGCGUCUAAUCGCUCAUAAGAUCCAAUCUCCGCAAGAGCGCGAAGCUUUGAAUGCGCUGAAAUUGUUAGAAGUGCUCGCGACUCAUUGUGGCGCUAACUUCCAAUCGGAACUCGGAAAGUUCAAGUUUUUAAAUGAAUUAAUUAAGGUUUUAUCUCCAAAGCAUCUCGGUGACCAGACCACGGAAGCAGUGAAACUGGGAUGCGCUCGUCUCCUCUAUCAAUGGCAUCGUGAUUAUUCGGCGAAGGAGCCUAAAUUCUCGGAAGCCUACAACAUGCUAUGUGAACAAAGGUUGAUCAACCCCGAAUCUCUAGCACUGAAUGGAUCAGAUUCGAAACACCCAGACGCUACGGUUGCUCGUCAGCCGAACAUCUUCGAUCGUAACAAGGAAUAUGCACGUUUAACCAAGUUGCUUCGUAGCAAGAAUCCAGCUAAUAUCGUUGAAGCCAACCGAAUAAUUCAAAGCAUUGUUGAAGAGGAUAGAAAUCGAAUGGAACUGGCCACACAGCGCUCCACAGAAAUGGAGGCACUCAAAAACAAUACUCAUCUGUUGAACGAGAUGAUAAAAACUUACGAACGUGGAGAAGGAUCCGUGGCCGAACAGGAACUGAUGGAAGAACUCGCUCAAAACAUUCGGCGAGCGCGACCGUUGCUCUACAAUUUUUCAUUAACUCACGAAGAGCAUGAUUUGGAGACCAUGACCGAUAUCGUUCGGAUUUGUGAUGAAGCGAGCACCACUCUGGAUGUGUAUGAAAAACUGGUUGUCGUUUCAAUUGGUCCCGGAAGAUCUGCCAAUCUCCCAGACAGUUCAUCCAGGUCGAAAUCGACGUUGAAUCAGGAUUUACUGUCCAGUGAUUUACUCGGCUUGGGUAUUGAUGCGGAGUUGCCUGCAGACUCCAACGCUUCUUCAUUGUCAACCUUUCCAAAACCGUCUUACCUUCAUCAGGAUGCCUCUCAACCCAAUGUUUAUAAAUGCGAAGAACUGAAGGAUAUCUUCGCCAAUCUUUCCUCUGUUCCCUCACUAGAAAACUCGGUCCAACAGGCAACGAAUCUUCCCAUUCCCAUCACCAAUACAGUCCAUUCACCGCGCCCUUUUAUCUCUGAGUCACUGUUUUUGACGGCGCUGCAAAAGGCCCCCGAGGUUCCGUCUGACAAAACGAACACUUCGAAAAUGUUUGAUGACCUUGACUCUUUGGGACGCCGUAUGCUCGGUUUUGACACGCAACCUUCCGUUGCAAGCGCCGCCCCUGUUUCUGAUCUCCCGGCUCCUACCCUCAGCCGUGAGCCAUCCCCCAAGUCGUCCGUCACGGAUCGGUUCGAGAAAAAACUCUCUUCCCGCGGCCCUCUUCCUUUUUCACCUGCCGAUUUUUCCCAACUUGAUGUUGCACUCUCCGCAAUUCAGCCGCAUCCCACUGUGCAGAAACCGUACGUUAUUUAUCCCACAAAAUCCAACUCAGACUCCGGUAUAGAGUUGGCUCUUCACUACGCUAGCAAUCAACCCGUUCCCAGUGUGCGUGUCUUUGUCGCUACGUUGUCCAAUCGGAGCCCGUUUCCUGUCACUGACAUCUUUGUUCGUUUUGGUGUGAAAAAACCCCGGUUACUUCGCCAGCUCACUCCCUCUGGCAAUAGUCUGGCUCCCCACUGCUCAUUCAUUCCAAACAGCGCUGUCAACCAAGUCAUUCUAAUCUUCGAUCCGCUAAACGAAUGUAGGCACUGACAGUGAAAUUAUUCGAUUCAGUUGCAUUGGCUUCCUGAGGUUCUUUUGUACGUGUUUCCAAGCACUUCUGUAUGCUUAUUCCGUGGCCAACAGCACUGUUGACAAAUUCACUACUUUAUCGACAAACUGCACCAAAUGUAACCAUCAUCAUCAAUACACAUUAGCUAAAGGUGAGAGACACGCUUCACUUAACUGUGCCACAGUACAAAGAUACAGAAACUUGAACGCAGGUAAUGUGCUAGGUUUACUAUUCUUCAUGCAGUGUGAGAUCGUUGGUGAUAGGGGAUAGAUAAGCGGGGUUGGGAAGGACAGAAA
Molecule: messenger RNA, 2175 nt
Organism: Dicrocoelium dendriticum
Lineage: Eukaryota; Metazoa; Platyhelminthes; Trematoda; Plagiorchiida; Dicrocoeliidae
Source: the annotation of a GenBank genome assembly